This is a messenger RNA of Sarcophilus harrisii (Tasmanian devil), 10901 nucleotides long. RefSeq names its product collagen type VI alpha 3 chain (gene COL6A3). The record is from RefSeq and is a predicted model, not a curated record. The coding region runs from base 360 to 10124 and encodes 3254 amino acids. The transcript is spliced from 44 exons. Gene Ontology annotation, molecular function: serine-type endopeptidase inhibitor activity; protein binding. Lineage: Eukaryota; Metazoa; Chordata; Mammalia; Dasyuromorphia; Dasyuridae.
AGGAGGAGGAGAAGAAAGAGGAGGAGGAGGAGGAGAAGGAGGCAAAGAGUCCUCCGCUGUAUCACUGGAGAGCAUCCAGUUGCAGCUGGAGCCUCCUACUGAAGGCAGUUGAGCUCACCACGGCCACAGCCCUCCUGGAAGCCAGCAGUGCAGAGGGCUCAGUCUCCCCUCCAUAGGCUGCACCCCACAUCUCCUCCCACCCUGCUCCUCGGGUAGAAAAGCAGCCUCAAGAAAGGACACUCAGCCCCAGAGGGAGGCAAAGGAUGAAGCAGGAGCAGACAUAAUCCAACACAGAGGUCCGAUACACAAUUCUGCAGAUUUGCUCAGGGUCCAAUAGCUGGUGCUUUGACGAAAACAAAAUGAGGAAGCAUCGACAUUUGCCCUUAGUGGCAAUAUUCUGCCUUUUACUCUCAGGUUCCAGGGUGACUGAUGCUCAAGAGGCUGUCAAAAUGAGUGCCGCUGCAGAUAUAAUAUUUCUAGUGGAUUCCUCUUGGAGCAUUGGCAAAGAACAUUUCCAACUAGUUCGGGAGUUUCUCUAUGAUGUUAUAGAAACUUUAGCUGUGGGAGGAAAUGAUUUUCGUUUUGCUCUGGUCCAGUUCAAUGGAAACCCACAUACUGAGUUCCUGCUAAAUACGUACAGUACUAACCAAGAGGUCCUGUCCCAUAUUUCGAACAUGACUUACCUGGGGGGAGACAGCAAGACUGGCAAAGGCUUACAGUACGUGAUACGGAACCAUUUGACUCCGGCUGCCGGGAGCCGAGCGAGCGAUGGUGUCCCCCAGGUUAUCAUAGUAUUAACCGAUGGACGAUCCCAGGAUGAUGUGGCCGGGCCUUCGGCAGAGCUUAAAUCUGCUGCCGCCGUGGACGUGUUUGCCAUUGGUGUGCAAGAUGCAGAGGAAGGCGAGCUGCAGGAGAUGGCCAGUGAACCCCUUGAUUUGCAUGUUUUCAACCUAGAGAAUUUUACUGCCCUCCAUGACAUAGUAGGCAACUUAGUGGCCUGUGUCCAUUCCUCCAUGGUUGGGGACAUUGCUGGGGCUCCAGAGAUACCCAAAGACAUCACAGCACAAGAAUCUGCUGACCUUAUUUUCCUUAUUGAUGGAUCAGACAAGACUGGAAGUGUCCAUUUUGCAGCCAUUCGAGAUUUCCUUGUAAAUUUCCUUGAGAGACUUUCCAUUGGAGCUCGGCAGAUCCAAGUUGGGGUAGUGCAGUAUAGCAAUGAGCCCAGAACUGCCUUCUAUUUGAAUAGCUACUCCACAAAAGCUGAUAUUCUGGAUGCGGUGAAGGCUCUUAGGAUCAUUGGUGGUGAGGAGACGAAUGUGGGGGCUGCCCUGGACUUUGUGGUGGAGAACCACUUCACCCAGGGAGGAGGCAGCAGAGUGGAGGAAGGGGUCCCACAGGUGUUAGUGCUCAUCAGUGGCUCACAGUCUAGUGAUGAUAUUAGAGAUGGGGUGGUAGCCUUGAAGCAAGCUAGUAUAUUUUCAUUUGGCCUUGGGGCUCAGGGUGCCGACAGGGCAGAGCUCCAGAACAUUGCUACCGAUGAAAAUUUCGUGUUUACCACCCCGGAAUUUCGUAGCCUUGGCGACUUACGAGAAUACUUACUGCCCUACAUUGUUGGAGUGGCCCAAAGAACAAUUGUGUUGCAGCCCCCAACGAUUGUCACCCAAGUCAUUGAAGUCAACAAGAGAGAUAUAGUCUUCCUGUUAGAUGGCACAACUACACGGGGACCAGCCAACUUCAAUGCCAUCCGUGACUUCAUUUUCAAAAUCAUCCAGAGGCUGGAAAUUGGACCGGAUCUGAUUCAAGUGGCCGUGGCCCAAUACGCACACACUGUUAAGCCAGAGUUUUAUUUUAAGGACUUCCAAACUAGAAGGGAUGUCCUCAGUGCUGUUCGGAAGUUGAGGCCCCUUAAUGGCUCAGUGCUCUACACGGGUGCUGCACUUGACCAUAUCAGGAACAACUUCUUCAAUAGUUCUGUUGGUUAUCGGGCUGCAGAAGGAGUCCCCAAACUCCUUGUGUUGAUCACGGGAGGUAAGUCCUUAGAUGACAUCAGCCAGCCGGCCCAGGAACUGAAGAGAAGUGGUAUCAUGGCCUUUUCCAUUGGGAGCCCAAUGGCAGACAGAACGGAGCUGGAAGAAGUUGCCUUUGAUUCCUCCUUGGUGUUCGUCCCUCCAGAAUUCCGAACUGGAACUCUGCAAGCCAUUCUCCCUAGUUUGCUGGCACCAUUAAGAACUCUUUCUGGAACCACCCAAGUUCCUGUAAACAAAAGGGAUAUCAUCUUUCUUUUGGAUGGAUCAUUCAACGUGGGAAACACCAACUUCCCUUAUGUGCGCGACUUUGUAAUGAACUUAGUGAACAGCCUUGAUGUGGGCUAUGACAAUAUCCGGGUUGGUUUAGUUCAAUUUAGCGACACUCCUGAAACUGAAUUCUCCCUAGACACAUACCAAUCCAAAGCAGACUUGCUUGCUCGCCUGAGGCAGCUGCAACUCAAAGGGGGGUCCACUCUGAACAUUGGCUCAGCGCUUGACUUUGUGCGCUCCAAUCAUUUCACGGAAGCCGGCGGGAGCCGGAUUCAUGAGAACGUCCCUCAGCUCCUCCUCCUGCUUGCUGCUGGGCAGUCGGGGGAUUCUUACUUGCAAGCUUCCAAUGCUUUAGCCCGAGCUGGAGUCCUGACCUUUUGUGUGGGUGCUAGCCAGGCUAACAAGGCCGAGCUCGAGCAGAUUGCAUUUAAUCCCAGCCUGGUCUAUCUUAUGGAUGAUUUCAAUUCCCUACCAGCCUUGCCACAGCAAUUGAUUCAGCCCCUAACCACGUAUGUUAGUGGUGGUGUGGAAGAAGUUCCACUUGCCCCAACAGAAAACAAGCGGGACAUUCUGUUCCUCUUCGAUGGCUCAGCCAACCUUGUUGGUCAGUUCCCUGCAGUUCGGGAUUUUCUCUACAAGAUUAUUGAUGAGCUGGAUGUGAAACCUGAUGGUACUCGGAUAGCAGUAGCCCAAUACAGUGACAAUGUCAAAAUUGAGUCUCGUUUUUCUGAACACCAGAAUAAGGGAGAGAUCUUGAAUGUAGUAAAACGGAUGAAGAUUAAGACAGGCAAACCCCUCAAUAUGGGCUAUGCACUGGACUUGGCACAGAGAGAACUUUUUGUGAAGUCAGCUGGAAGUAGAAUCGAGGAAGGGGUGCCUCAGUUCCUCGUCCUUCUGGCUGCUGGAAGGUCAACUGAUCGUGUGGACGUGCCAGCCCAGAACCUGAGACAAGUAGGCAUUAUCCCGUUCAUUUUCCAAGCCAAGAAUGCAGAUGCUGCUGAACUAGAAAGGAUUGUACUCUCCCCUGCAUUUAUCCUGAGUGUUGAGUCUCUGCCCAAGAUUGGAGAACUUCAGCCACAGAUUGUGAAUCUCUUAAAAACUGUGCAGAAUGGGGAACCACCACAAGGUCCAGGUGAGAAGAAAGAUGUUGUGUUUCUGAUCGAUGGCUCCGAGGGAGUCAGAAGUGGCUUCUCUUUAUUGAAAGACUUCAUUCAGAGAGUAGUAGAGAGCCUGGAUGUGGGCUCCGACCGGGUCAGGGUGGCCGUAGUGCAGUACAGUGAGCGAGCCCGGCCUGAAUUCUACCUGAACACAUACUCAGAUCAGCAGGCGGUGGUCAAUGCCAUCCGCCGGCUCUCCCUGCUUGGCGGCUCAUCCCUCAACACUGGCUCUGCUCUGGAAUUUGUCAUGAGGAACAUCCUUGUGGAAUCAGCAGGGAGCAGGAUCUCCGAAGGUGUCCCCCAGUUCUUGAUCGUUCUCAGUGCAAGCAGGUCCCGGGAUGAUAUCCGAGCUCCCUCGGUGAUUCUGAAGAGGAGCGGCGCAGUCCCCUUUGGCAUCCGGAUUGGCCAAGACGAUGACACAGAGAUGCGUACCAUCUCUUACACCCCCGACUUUGCCGUGGUCAUCCCCACCUUCCAACAGCUCAGUUCUGUGCAGCAGGUCAUCUCCGACAAAGUGACUCUUCUCACCCGGGAAGAACUGGAGAAGAUAACGCCUAUCCUGACCGUGGGACCAACAGGGGUCGGCAGCAAGAGGGAUGUGGUCUUUCUCAUUGAUGGUUCCCAAAAAACUGUGCAAGAGUUCUCUUACAUUCGUGCCUUGAUCGAGAGUCUCAUUGAGGAAUUGGAUGUGGGUUUUGACACCACCCGAGUGGCUGUGAUCCAGUUCAGUGAGGAUCCCAGGGUUGAGUUUUUGCUGAACGCCUACACCAGCAAAGAUGAAGUGCAGAAUGCAGUGCGGAGGCUGCGUCCCAAAGGUGGCCGGCAGAUCAACGUGGGCAGUGCACUGGACUACGUGUCCAAGAACAUCUUCCGGAGGCCCCUGGGGAGCCGCAUCGAAGAGGGAGUGCCUCAGUUUCUCGUGCUGGUCUCUUCUGGGAAUUCCGAUGAUGAGGUGGAUGACUCUGCUCUGCAGAUUAAGCAGUCGGGUGUGGCCCCUUUCACUGUGAGCCGGGAUGCCGAUCCUGAGGAAUUGAUCAAGAUUGCGCUGAGUCCCGAGUACGUGUUUUCAGUGAGCACCUUUAGAGAGCUGCCAAGCCUGGAACAGAAGCUCCUGAACCCCAUUACCACUUUGACCUCAGACCAGAUAGAGAACAUCCUGUCUCGAACACAGUACCGACCCUCAGUUGUAGGAAGUGAUGCCGCUGACAUCAUCUUCCUCAUUGACUCUUCUGACAACGUCAGGCAGGAAGGACUUGCCCACAUUAGAGAUUUCAUCAGCAACAUCGUUCGGAAGCUCAAUAUUGGCCCCAACAGAGUUAGGAUUGGGGUGCUGCAGUUUAGCAAUGAUGUCUUCCCAGAGUUCUACUUGAAGACUCAUAAAUCCCAAGCUUCUGUAUUGGAUGCCAUUCGGCGCCUGAGGUUCCGCGGGGGUUCCCCACUGAACACUGGCAAGGCUUUGGAUUUUGUGGCCAAAAACUUUUUUGUGAAGUCAGCCGGAAGCAGAAUAGAAGAUGGGGUUCCUCAGCACCUUGUCCUGUUUCUUGGAGGAAAAUCCCAGGAUGACGUCUCUAGAUCUUCUAGAGUGAUUGGCUCAGCCGGGAUUGUCAGCGUAGGAGUGGGCGCCCGAAAUGUUGACAGAACUGAGCUGAAGACAAUCACUAAUAAUGAGAGGCUUGUCUUCACCGUCAGAGACUUUAGGGACCUUCGAAAUAUUGAAAACCAAGUCAUAAAUUCAUUUGGACCCUCCGGAGUGACUCCAACACCUCCAGGUCCAUUUCCUCCUUCAACCCCAGUGGCAAAGAAAGCCGACAUUGUCUUCCUGUUGGAUGGCUCCAUCAACUUCAAAAGAGAUAACUUCCAAGAAGUUCUCCGUUUUGUCUCGGGGAUAGUGGACACCAUUUAUGAAGGUGGAGACUCCAUCCAGGUGGGCUUGGUCCAAUACAACUCAGACCCCACUGAUGAAUUCUUCCUCAAGGACUACUCCACCAAAGAAGAGAUCAUUGACGCCAUUAACAAAGUUGUCUACAAAGGUGGGAGGGAAGCCAACACCUUUGUGGGCCUUGAGCACCUCAGGAAGAACCACUUCGUGUCCGAGGCUGGCAGUAGGAUUGACCAGCGGAUCCCUCAGAUCGCCUUUGUGAUCACCGGAGGAAGCUCUGUGGAAGAUACUGAGGAAGCUACCCGGGCCCUGUCCCAGAAAGGUGUCAAGGUGUUUGCUGUUGGAGUGAAGAACAUUGACUUGAGGGAAGUGUCAAGGAUCGCUUCCAACAGUGCCAUAGCUUUCAGAGUGAGCAACGUCCAGGAACUGUCAGAAUUGAGCGAGCAAGUGCUGGAAACUCUGCAUGACGCGAUGCAUGAGACUCUCUGUCCCGGCAUGCCAGAUGUCUCCAGAGAGUGCAGCCUGGAUGUGAUUCUUGGCUUCGACGGCUCCCGAGACCAGAACGUGUUUGUGUCCCAGAGGGGCUUGGAAUCCAAGGUGGAUGCUGUCCUGAACCGCAUCACCCAGCUCCAGCGGAUCAGCUGCACGGGCAGCCAGGAGCCCACCGUGCGGGUGGCAGCUGUGGCCUACACCCCUUCGGGCCCUGUGGAAGGCUUCGACUUCUCCGAGUACCAGCCUGACCUGUUUGAGAAGUUCCAGACCAUGCGCAAUCAGCACCCUUACCUUUUGACGGCGGAUACACUGAAAGCGUAUCAGAAUAAAUUCAGGAGCUCCUCGCCGGGCAGUGUGAAGGUGGUUAUUCAUUUUACUGAUGGGGUAGAUGGCAGCCUGGCUGACUUACAAAAAGCAUCUGCUGAAUUGCAAGAAGAAGGUGUGAAGGCCCUGAUCUUCAUUGGUCUUGAACGAGUUGCCAACUAUGACAAUGUGAUGCAGCUGGAGUUUGGUCGUGGCUUCACUUACAAUCGGCCCUUGACAGUGAAUUUGAUGGAUCUGGACUAUGAGCUGGCAGAACAACUUGAUAGCAUUGCUGAGAGAGCAUGCUGUGGUGUGCCCUGCAAAUGUUCUGGACAGAGAGGAGACCGAGGACCUCUGGGCAGUCUUGGGCCAAAGGGUAUGCCUGGAGAAGAUGGCUAUCGAGGUUAUCCUGGGGAUGAAGGUGGACCAGGUGAACGUGGACCUCCUGGUGUGAAUGGUACUCAAGGUUUCCAAGGAUGCCCAGGCCAGAGAGGAACAAAGGGUUCCCGGGGAUUCCCAGGAGAAAAGGGUGAAUUGGGAGAGAUAGGGCUGGAUGGACUAAAUGGUGAAGAAGGAGACAAAGGAUUGCCAGGUUCUUCUGGAGAGAGAGGAAGUGCUGGCAGACGGGGAGACAGAGGUCCUAAAGGAGAGAAAGGAGAGAGAGGAGACAUGGGAAUUCGUGGUGAUCCGGGUGAAAUAGGAAAGGACAAUCAACAACAAGGACCCAGAGGAGAGAAGGGUGAAAUUGGCCCAAUGGGAGUACCUGGACUUGAUGGGAGAGCGGGUGGUCCUGGAGGACUUGGGAAAGAUGGCGGUCCUGGACGUCGAGGCCCUCCGGGAGCGAAGGGUAACAAAGGAGGCCCAGGGCCAGCAGGAGUUUCAGGAGAACCAGGAACAAGAGGGCCACAGGGUCCAGCUGGUCCAACCGGUCCCCCAGGCUUAAUAGGUGAACAAGGCAUUCCUGGACCAAGGGGAGGUGGUGGAAACCCUGGAGUUCCUGGUGAUCGUGGCCGACCUGGUCCCCUGGGAUCCAAGGGUGAGCCUGGAGAGCCUGGUCCAAAGGGAGGUAAUGGACCACGUGGACCUCGGGGAGAGAUGGGAGAUGAUGGUCGAGAUGGCAUAGGCCUUGAGGGACAGAAAGGCAAAAAGGGAGAACGUGGAUUCCCUGGAUAUCCAGGACCAAAGGGUGCUCCUGGUGACCGAGGUGUGGAUGGAGGACCAGGACCUAAAGGAAGCAGAGGCCGUCGGGGAAAUUCAGGACCACCUGGAGUUCUUGGACAGAAGGGAGACCCAGGAUACCCAGGACCAUCCGGUGAUAAAGGCAACAGAGGAGAAUCAGUGGAGCAAUGUGCCCUGAUUCAGAGCAUCAAAGAUUCAUGCCCUUGCUGUUAUGGGCCCCUGGAAUGCCCAGUUUUCCCAACAGAACUCGCCUUCGCUUUAGACACCUCUCAAGGGGUGAGCCAAGAUAAUUUCAGCCGGAUGAAGGAUGCCCUCCUGAGGAUUGUGGGAGACUUGACCAUAGCAGAGAGCAAUUGUCCUCGAGGGGCCCGAGUGGCGGUGGUGACCUACAACAAUGAAGUAACCACGGAGAUCCGAUUCCCCGACUCCAAGAGGAAAUCCCUGCUGCUGGAGCGCAUCAAGAACCUGCAGGUGCCCUUGACGUCCAAGGAACGCAGCUUGGAAACCGCCAUGUCCUUCGUGGCCAGGAACACCUUCAAGAGGGCUCGCAGCGGCUUCCUCAUGAGGAAGGUGGCUGUCUUCUUCAGCAACGGUGUCGUCCGAGCCUCCCCUCAGCUCAAUGAGGCCGUGCUCAAGCUGUCCGAUGCGGGAAUCACACCCUUGUUCCUGACCAGCAGGGAGGAUAGGACCCUCAUCAAUGCUCUGCAGAUCAACAACACAGCUGUGGGACAUGCUCUGGUUCUCCCCUCUGCAAGGAACCUCAAUGAGUUCUUGAAGAACGUGUUGACUUGCCAUGUGUGCUUGGAUAUAUGUAAUCCUGACCCAUCGUGUGGAUUUGGCAGCUCUCGGCCCGCCUUCCGGGACAGGCGAGCCGCGGGCAGCGAUGUGGACAUUGACAUGGCCUUCAUCUUGGAGAGUUCAGAGACCACUACCCCGUUUGUCUUCAGUGAGAUGAAGAAGUACAUCACCUACAUGGUCAAGCAGUUGGACAUCAGUCCCGAUCCCAAGAUGUCCCAGCACCUCACCCGGGUCGCUGUCCUCCAGCAUGCACCCUGGGAGCACGAGACCAACACCAGCAUCCCCCCUGCCCGGGUGGAAGUCUCCCUAACUGAUUAUGGCUCCAAGGACAAACUGGUGGACUUCCUCAGCAACCGCAUGACCCUGAUGCCCGGAACCAGAGCCCUGGGCAGUGCCAUUGAGUAUGCCAUCGAAAGCGUCUUCGAAAGUGCCCCCAAUCCCCGGGACCUGAAGAUCAUGGUUCUCAUGGUCACAGGCGAGCUGAGGAAGGAUGAACUCGACGACCUCCAGAGAAUCAUCGUCCAGGCCAAGUGCAAAGGGUACUUCUUUGUCAUUCUGGGCAUCGGCCGGAAGGUCAACGUCAAGGAUGUCUACAGCUUCGCCAGCGAGCCCAACGACGUCUUCUUCAAACUGGCCGACAAACCCACGGAGCUGAACGAAGAGCCGCUGUUACGCUUCGCAAGGCUGCUGCCCUCCUUCGUCAACAGUGAAAAUGCAUUUUACUUGUCUCCAGAUGUAAGGAAACAAUGUGAUUGGUUCCAGGGGGAUCAGCCAGCCAAGAAUCCUAUUAAGUUUGGCCAAAAGCAAAUACACGUUCCUCACAAUGCGACUUCCAUUUCUACACCCAAGCCCGUGACUACCACAAAACUCACGACUUCAGCACCUCUCUCUUCUGUAAAGCAGGCUUCUGCAAAACUGGUCCCUGCAAAUCCAGUUGCUGCUCAUGUGCCUUCUGUAAAGCAGGCCCCUGAAAAUCCAUCGGCUGCUCAUAUGGCUCCUGUAAAGCAGGUCCCUGCAAAUCCAGCUGCCACUAAUCCAGUUGCUGCAAAGCAGGCCCCUGUCAAUCCAGCCCCUGCAAAGCAGGCCCCUGUCAAUCCAGCCCCUGCAAAGCAGGCCCCUGUCAAUCCAGCCCCUGCAAAGCAGGCCCCUGUCAAUCCAGCUCCUGUUAAGCAAGCCCCUGUCAACCCUGUUGCUGCUAAUGCAGUCCCUGUUAAGCAGGCCCCUGUCAAUCCAGCUCCUGUUAAGCAGGCCCCUGUCAACCCUGUUGCUGCCAAUCCAGCCCCUGCAAAGCAGGCCCCCGCAAACCCAGCCACGGUAGCUAGGCCACUCGCCUCAAAGCCAGCUGCUUCAAAGCCAGUGGCCACUAAGUUAGUGGCUACGAAGCCUGUGACUACGAAACCACUCACCACGAAACCCCAGGCCACGAAGCCACUGUCCCCGAAGCCAGCAGUUAAGACUUCCAGAGAAGUGCAGGUCUCCGAGAUCACUGAGAACAGUGCCAAGCUUCGAUGGGUGAAUCCUGACCAACCCAAUCCUUAUAUUUAUGACCUCACCAUCACCUCCACGCACGACCGCUCCGUUGUCCUGAAACAGAACCUUACGGUGCCCGAACGGAUCAUCGGAGGUCUUGUUGCCGGGCAGACGUACCAUGUGGCCAUCGUGAGCUACCUGAAAUCCCAGGUCAAAGCGACCUAUGAGGGAACAUUCACCACAAAGAAAAUCCAGUCUCCACCACCUCAGCCUCCCAAGACUGCUUCGAGCGCCACAGUAAACCUCAUGGUGAAUUCUGAGCCAUGGAAAGGGACAGAAGCAGAUGUCUGCAAGCGGCCCAAGGAAAUAGGGACCUGCCGGAAGUUCAACUUGAAGUGGUUCUAUGAUCCCGAGACCAAGAGCUGUGGCCGGUUCUGGUACAGUGGCUGCGGGAGCAAUGGCAACAACUUUGAGACUCAGUCUGACUGUGAAAGGGCCUGUUUGCCUGCACACAUCAAUCCUGGAGUCAUUUCAACAAUAGGAACCUAACCGUGACAGACUGUUGACACAUACCUCUUCCAGAAGCACAGGACUCAGCUAUUCCCAACUUGCCCUUUUAGAAGCUAUGGGUAGACAAGACCAUGCACUGUUCUAUUUCGUGCUUUACCUUAUGAGCAAACCUUGAAGGAAAUGUUUUUUUGUUUUUUUAACUUUUUUUGCUGCAUGACCUAUCAAUAUGGUGCUAAAUUUGUUUGUGGACUGAGUGCUCUUGUCUUCAGGUGGUUAUAGCCUAUCCCUUCCACAUUAUGAAAUACAGACACCCCCCAGCAGUGUUGCUCAUGAUCAAUUUGCCCAAUUCUCAUUCCCAGUGGAGGUCGGGAUCCCACUCAUUGGGGGCCGUGUAAAACCUCCAACAAGAAGCUCCUUGACUCCCUACAGCUAUGUUAUCCAGACCUGCUUAGCUCAUCAUUUCCUUAACUUGAGAUGGGAAGUCUCUGUGUGGGGAGCUGCUUCUCCCCAUAGGCUCACUAUCAGCUUGGUGUAGUUUUGCUGGGUUAUAUUUCCAUCUGAUUGCUCUUUGUCGAUAUUCUGAACAGAACUAACCUAACUAGAAACAUGGAAGACGUCUUUGCACAGAUGCACUGCUGGGACCCACGCCUCAGUUAAAGAUUUUAAAGUCCUGGUGUAGAAUGUUUUUGGCAUUCUUCUGAUGUUGUGGGUUUUAUAGAAUAAAAAAUGGGGAGGGAGGGAAUUUAAUUUUUAUUUUGUUUUUGGGAAAUCUACACAAAGGAACUUUUUAAUAAAGUUUAAUGGAGGUUUUUUUGA